Messenger RNA from Mercenaria mercenaria, 9427 nucleotides. Its product is annotated as cytokine receptor-like factor 3. The coding region runs from base 251 to 1594 and encodes 447 amino acids. Gene Ontology annotation, molecular function: protein binding. The record is from RefSeq and is a predicted model, not a curated record. Lineage: Eukaryota; Metazoa; Mollusca; Bivalvia; Venerida; Veneridae. The transcript is spliced from 9 exons.
GCUGCCUCCAUGUAAAAAGUGGAAAAAAAUUGCACCAAUUGAAAUUUUAUCAAUUUAAGAACAGUUGAAUCCGUUGUUGAAUUGGCUUUUCAUCAGGAAAUUGGGAAGAGGCCUUGGCCUUUCAGAUUGGGAAAUUUAUGCGCGAUAAUUGUUCAUUUUGGGAAAAAUUAUCAACCGGAAGUAAACAUCGAAAGAUGGAGCAAAUUUAUAUCCCCUGCAACUUGGACUAAAAUCCAGGUCAUCAGUUACAAUGUCAGAUACAGAUGAACUAAUACAGAAUGUGAUUGACACUGUUGAUAAUGCAUGCACACAGAAACAUGGACUUACAGAACAGUUACAGUCACUUACUCAAGCAAAGCAACAGAUACAACAUAGUUCCAAAAUUGCAACAGACCACGUGAAGAAUCAUUUUGAGAAUUUAAAGAAAGCUCUGAAUAAAUCACUAGAGGCGAGGAUGUCAGAGAUGCUAGCUGAGAUAGAGGCACUGGAGAAAUCCAACCUUGAGCCCCUCCAUCAGUGUGAGGAUAUGAUCAAUCUCUCUCUGGUUGAUGCUGCAUCAUGUAUUGAAGAAGGUAAGGGUAUUCUAGAGAAUGGACCAGAGAACAAUGUAGAUGCCUUACUAAAGUUCAAAGAUGCUCCCCACUCAAAGGAUCUCCAUGUGCUGCCAGAAGUACCAUGUCUGUCAGAGGUAGCGUUUAUAAGUGUGGACUUCAAUGAUGGUUUAUCUGAGAGGUUUCAUGAUCUCAUUGAAGAGGAGGGUAGAAUAUAUGACCGUGCACCUGUACAGAUCAUAGAUGUGGAGGAGAGGCCAGGUGCUUUACUUGUGAAGUGGGAAGAGGUGGAUGAAGAUACUGAGGCAAAUGAAUUCCGUCUACAGUACUGCAAUGGGCAGACAACUGCAUGGGAUGCAGAGAAGUGUACAUUCCACUCUGUAUACACGGGACCAAAUACGUCAUAUCUUGUUAGACGCUUGCGCACUAACAAGCAAUAUUCUUUCCGUGUAAGCUGUCGGAUUGAGGAUCACUGGAGUAUAUGGGGUAUUCCAAGGGUUGCCAAGACACUUAUCACACAUUAUCAAUGGGACGACAACACAGAGGGAUACUCAACAAGCAAUGAAAACAAGACUGGUACUCGGAGUCAUGGACUUACAAGGGUUCUAUAUUCAAAAAGUCAAUGUUACAGAGCAGGAUUCCCGAUAUCAUUCCGAAUCCUAGAUUCCGGGGAGAAGUCUCCAUUAGAUGGUUUAGGUAUAGCUGUGACUAAUGAUGAUAUAGAUACUAUGAAGAGAGAAGGAGCUGUCUUCCUUGCUUGUAAUGGGACAGUGUUUAUUGAUGGCCAGGAAAUGAAAACCAGACUUCCAUGUUUAUCACGUAAUUCCAGUAUUUCCAUAGAAACUGAAACUUUACCCAAUGGAAAGGUUCGUGUAAGUGUUCAGGUGGAGGAUAAAGAGCUCACAUUUGAUUGGAACAUAGACAAACAGGUGACCUUGGGAAUGAUAGGUGGGCUAGGGAUGACACCUCUUACAGAAUCUACACAGUGCUUCUUCUUUGGUAUGAUCUUCAGUCAUGAAGACUGGAAAGUCACUGUAGAGUGAUACAGCUGUAGCAGAAGUAGCUGAGUUUGGAGUUAAACUUUGUUUAAACUGUCUCUUUGUGUGAUGAUAUAGUCAAAUUUAUUUAUGUUCAAAACAGUAUAGUAAAUAUCCGUAUAUCUGUUUUUAAUUAAAUUACUUGUUCUGCAAGUGACCUUUCAAUGUGAAAGUUACCCGAGAUGUCUCGUGAGACCCUAGACUAGUGUAAAAGCACUUUCUAAAAAUUUACUUAUGACUCUGAUUAAGUUUAUAGAGAAUUCAUACAAAAAAUUUAUUGUCAGUAUGAAGAAACAAACAGACUGAAGAUUUCAUCAUCCUAAAUGAUUAAAAAUGAGCUAUCUGUGAUUCCCCUUGUAAUAUCUUUAAACAGUUUCAAGCAACACAGAAUUUUGAUCUGCAUGUUUUGGCUUUAAGCUUUUCUGCAAGAAACAGAAUCUCCCCUAUACCAAAACCUUCCCAUGAACCUUUAGGUAGAUUUGGAUAUUGACUUUAUUAUGUGAUUGCUGUAACGUCCUUAGCUGUGAUAAAAUAUUUAGUGCUUCCAAGCUGGUUUCGUGAGCCACCUAAUGGUUUUUAUUGAACACUGAUUUAUUCAAGUAACUUUGCCUGGCUCACAAAAAUAUUUGCCUAAGCUAGAAGUGAAUUUCAUAUAUUAUAUUGAUUCUUAAUGCAUGAAAUGGCUUCUGCGAGUACUUGAAUGUGUUAUAGCAUUUAGAGAUGUUCCUCCCCUGGCCAGUCUUGUUGAUUAUUCAUAUUAUUACAUAUAGUACUGCUAUAUUUGUUAAGCACUCUUUUUAUGUCUAACAUUAAAAUUACCACUGUUAUAUCACUAUACAUUAACCUCUGUGCAUUUUAAAAUAAAUAGCAAUGUAUGUUAGGGCAUUGGUUUUGUGUCAGAUGUUCUUCAUAUUUAUGAUAGCAGAUUCACAUACAUUACAUUGCUUUGAUGUGAUCUGCCAGUAACUGUUGCUUAUUUUUAGACACUUUGUUUUACAUUUACAUGUGCCUACAUGUUUUUGCAGUAAUAUAGUAGUAUACUGCCAAAGAAGGUGUUCACAGACUAUGAGAAAAAGCAAUACCAUUCAUCUUUCACAUGUUCUUAUUGGCAUUUUCUAUCUUCAGAAGUUCUUCACAAAUUAUUAUUAUCUUCGCAAAUUAUUAUUAUCUUCACAAAUUCAUAUCUACAUGAAAAAUCUGUUUUGACAAAAACCAGGAAAUUCCAUACCCAUAAAAUGAAAUGUUUUGUCAGUAAUUAAAAUGCUAUACUUCAAAAGAUCUGACAUCACAUUAAUCAUGUCUCCCACACCACUGUGGUGGGAGACAUAUUGAUUUACUCCUGUCUGUGUGUCCGUCUGUCUGUCACAAUCUUGUCCACGUUCUUUUAAGUCAAACAGUUCUCAUCCGAUCUUCACCAAACUUGAACAAAAUGUGUUUGCCAGUAAGUCCUCAGCCAAGUUCGAUAAUUAGCCAAAUUGGCCCAGGCACUUCGGAAUUAUGGCCCUUGAAUUACCGAAAAUCACUCUAUACACAGAUGCCAGUAUCCGCACUCUUAAGUCACUGGUGCAUGGUUGACUCAGAUACAUAACUAUUCAGAUGGUUAGGCAGUUGUGGGAGACAUGUGCUUUUCUCAAAAGCAGCUCUAGUUUAGUCCUGCUUUUUAUGAUGAUACAUUUUUUUCUUAUUAUCCGAUUAUAUUUUGAUUUUAUUAAAUAUACUGAUUGUACAUGUGUGUACAUGUAUGUUUAUUUUGUUGUUGCUCAAAGAAUGAACUAUGAACCGGACCAUAGUACAAAUUAUAGGACCAACUUUCUGUUACAUUCUGUUGUGUUGAUGCAUACGGUAGAAUCUCUUAGUUUGUUUUAGAUCUCAUUUGUAUAUUUGUAUCUACAAUACAGCUGUUCAUGUUAGUUGUAGUACUUUUUGCAUGUAUCAUCUAAUUUAAGGUAAAAAGGUAAAAGUGCAAAAUUAUGAUAAGAUUUUCAGUAUGUUUUAUUAUGUAAGAGAGAAUCUUACAAUGAUGUGAAAAAAUUUGAUGUAACUUAUGUCAGCCCAUAUAUCUUCUGAAAAGAUAGGAGGAAAUUUACAGUUUAAAAAUGCAAUUCACUUUAUCAUAGAUUUUUUAAAUUUCUAGUCUAAUUUUAUGUUCUACUCAUAUUCAUAUAAUUGUUAUGUAAAUGAUCUUGUGUCUGAUUCACGUCAUCAGUAACAGGUAUCUUCUUGAACUGGAGCUUUAUUUUGUCAUACCCAGAUAUAAAAUGCACGCUAUUUUAAAGGUCUCCUUGGUUGGUAGUAGGGUCUUUUUGAAAUUUUAAGAGUUGUUGGAUCUCCAAAAAUGUAUUAUGUCUCCCCCCACAUAUUGUUUUUGCCCUGUCCGUACGUCCUUCCCUCUGUCCAUCCUUCACAAUUCAUUUCGGAUUAAUAACUGGAGAACCAUUUGACUAGAACCUUCAAACUUCAUAGGGUGGCAGGACUUAUAGAGUAGACGACCCUUUUUGUUUUUGGGGUCACUCCAUCAAAGAUCAAGGUCACAGGGGCCUGAGCAUGGAUAAUCAUUUCCAAUCAUUAACUGGAGAACCACUUGACCCAGAAUGUUGAAACUUCAUAGGAUGAUUGGUUAUGCAGAGUAGAUGACCCCUAUUGAUUUUUGGGUCACUCUGUUACAGGUCAAGGUCACAGGGGCCUGAACAUGGAAAACCAUUUCUGAUCAAUAACUGGAGAACUACUUGACCCAGAAUGUUGAAACUUCAUAGGAUGAUUGGACAUGCAGAGUAGAUGACCCCUAGUGAUUAUGGGGUCACUAUCAAAGGUCAAGGUCACAGGGGCCCGAACAUUAAAAACCAUUUCCGCCCAGUAACUUGAGAACCGCUUGACCCAGAAUGUUGAAACUUCAUAGGAUGAUUGGACAUGCAGAGUAGAUGACCCCUAUUGAUUUUAGAGUCACUCUAUUAAAGGUCAGGGUUGCAGUAGACAGAACAUGGAAAUCCAUUUCCGGUCGAUAAUUUGAGAAUCAUUUGACCUAGAACCUUCAAACUUCAUAGGUUGAUAGGACUUACAGAGUAGAUGACCCCUAUUGUUUUUGGGGUCACUCCAUCAAGGGUCAUGGUCACAGAGGGCUGAACAUAGAAAACUCUUUCCAGUCAGUAACUUGAGAACCACUUGACCCAGAAUGUUGAAACUUAAUAGGAUGAUUGAACAUGCAGAGUAGUUGACCCCUACUGAUUUUGGGAUCUCUCAAUCAAAUGUCAAGGUCACAGGGGCCUGAACAUGGAACCAUUUCUAAUUCAUAACUUGAGAGCCACUAGGCCCAGAAUAUUGAAAGAUAGUGCAAUAAUUGGACAUGUCAAGUAGAUGAUCCCUAUUGCAGUCAACCAUCAGUGUCUCUUUGACUUUUGCUCCUGUCCCCUAUUGACUUCUUGCCUAUACAGCUAUGUACUGGGGGAGACAUGCGCUUUUCUACAAAAGCAUCUUCUAGUUCCCUGUGAUUUUUGCAAAUUUGUAAUUUCAAAAAACAUAAAUAUUUUUUUAACUUUACAAAGAAGUUUUAAGCCCUGCAAGUGUUGUUUGUGUUUUAUGACAGUUUGGUUUGUAACAGUAUAUUCACAUAUUAUAUAAGAAAAUUUUGAUUUUUAAGAUUAUUUGGUGUAAAACUGUCUGAAAAUAUCCUCUUCAGAAUAUAUUUUGAUGAUAAAUUCAACAUUAAUCAAAAUAUUUUGAAAGUUCAAAUAGUUUCUGUUGCCACCAUGGAGUUCUUUGUAAUGAUUUAAUAUAUUAGCCCCAGGUAACCAAUUAUCAACAGGUACCAAUUAUCGGCAAAAUGUUACAUUUUUCUUUAUUAACGUUACAUACAUAUAAACUGAAAGUAAUUACCAUGUUUGUAGAAAAACAGUUUGGGCACCCGUCCGAAAUCACGAGAUGCCAAACAGCUAGCCUCAUUUUCAAAUUCAGCAGUGCAGACGAACAAUCUCCAAAAAAUAUCAGGAGAUUUUGACAUGUUCAAAAAACACUGAAUUUCAUAAGUAAUUGUCAAUUUUAGGCAAUUAAGUCCACAUGUCUCAAGCUAAUCCUAAUGCAUUGAAUCCAAAGAUUUUUCUUUAUUCUCCCAAAUUGAAAUUUAAACUGACUGUCAAGAAUGUAUACAAAUGAGCUUGCUUUUGGUUGGUCGUGUUUGACUUUGUACCUGUAUUAAAAAAAAUUGUUCUUCUCAUUAAUUGACUUUAAUAGGUUGGAUGUGUCAUGUGCCGCCACAGGUUCCAUUUUGAGCAUUUAAAUGCUGAAAAAUGAGGCACAUUAGAUGAAAGUACUGACGAAUCCUGGUAUUUUGGGUUUUGCGACCAAAAAUAAGAAAUGUAAACUGUUAGGUGUGUCAAAUUGACUGCAGUAACUAUUUAUUUCUUAUUGGUCAACUUUUUAUAACUGUUUGAUAGUGCUUAACAACUUCAAACAAAACAUAUAAUAAAAACUGACAACAUUUACUGUUGUUCUAAUGAUUUAUACUAAUGUCGAUAAUUGGUCAAGAACAUGUUCACAAUUUUGUAAUCGGAUGGACCUGACAAACCAUGACGUCACAUAUUUACAUCACGUGUUGAAAAAGUAAGAAGUGUGGAGUUUUAAGAUAAAAGGUCAGUCUGUUACUAAACAAUAUUGUUUUUAUCCUGUGAAUCUUUUCCCAGAAAUUUACCGUAAUUAUGUUGUGAAAACUGUCGAUAGUUGGUUACUCGAGGCUAGUGUUAUUUUCAUAUAUUUAAAGAGAAAUGAGAAAAAAAACUUUGUUACGGAAUAUAUGGAUCAAACAGUAGGUCAUAUAUUUAUUUAGCAUUCUAUGUGUAUUUAGUUUGUGGUGCUAUGUAAUAUUUGGUGCUUCUAUUGUGCUUCAGUUUCCAUGUUUUUGCUCAAAACUCUUAAAAUGCUGUAUUAAUGACUUUGUCUUUCUGACUUUCUGUUGUGUGUUUAUUCACAUAGUUAUCUGAUUGUUUUUGGGCUGCAUUUUCCUAUGAUAUUAACAAAAUUUGUUAUAUUGUUUUAUGCAAAAGAGGACUGCUUUUAAAAUUUGUAAUGGAAGUAUUUCUUUAAAUGUUUGUUGUUUUGUUGGUGUGUCUUUUACGUUUUGGAGGAGAUAAAAAAACUUAAAUACUUUUUUUUUUUGCUUUUGUCGGGGUUUUUAAGUCAGAUGGUGACUUUUUCAGCUGUUGAUAGUGAAGGAAAACCGCAGGUGCCCCUCGAGGCAUUAUCUCAGGUUUGGGCGGGCACCUUGGUAGAAAUACCGACCUUCUGUAAGCCAGCUUGAUGGCUUCCUCAAAUGUAGAUACACCAUGUGAGGUUUGCAACCCACAUAAUUGAGGAGCAAGUAAUUCAAAAUCAGCGACCUUAACCACCUGGCCAACAGAGCUCACAGAGUAAAAGAAGCAUACCAUUUGUUUUUGCAUUAAAUUGAGUGGAAAGUUUUUUGAUACAAGAAUAUAUUUUACCGCCCUAAAUACAAAGUAUAUGGGAGCUAUAUUUGAGUCACACAUGUUUGUCAGUUAUCCAGUCCUUCUAAAAUUCAUGCCCAAUUAGCAUCAUCUAAACUGCAUUGAAGAUCUUCAUGAAGCUAGUAUCAGUUAUUUUAUCUCAUCAAGAUGACAUGCAGAGCACAUUACCAAGGCCACAAAGUCAAAGGUUAAGGUAACAAUGAGAGAUCAAAGAUCAAAUAGUUUAAAUUUGUGUCUGAUCUAUGUCUUCUAAACUGCUUGAAAAUUUUACAUGAAAUUAGCAUCAGCCUCAUCAACACUGUAUGUGGAGCACAAAGAUUACAUGUUCCCCUCAAUAUCACUUUAACCACUGGAAUUUAUUCUAUUUAAACUUUCAUUAAUUGUUAACUUCAUUUAGAUGGCAUGCAGAGUUCACAACCCAAGGUCAAGGUCACAGGUCCGAGAUUGAAUGGCUUAUAUCUGUGUCUCCUCCACUGGAAGGAUAUUCCUACAUUGCAUGCAGAGUUCACAAUACUGCUCAGUAGAUUCAAGGUCAAGGACACAAUUGAAGGUCAAAUGUCAUGAUCACUACAUUUUGCUUUCCCUGUCUCAAAGCGCUGUCACCAUUAGUGAUAUCUUAAAACUUUAGUGUUUGUAGUGGACUAAUUUCCUAUGGUUUCUUGUUCCAUUACUCUAUGACAUUAAUUUCAAGUGAACAUAUAAUUUUGUCUUAAAAAGUUUUAAGUCCACAAAUUCAUAUCCCCACGUAAUAGCAUUUAUGCCAAAUUCUUAUUUGAUUUCACAAUGCACUUUUAGUUGCUUGUAUUUAAACAUGAAAAAUAGGUCUGGAUUAUUUCUAAAGAAAUUGUGAAAUCAGAAUUGAUUGUUUUUUCUUUAAUGUGUUAAAUAUAUCUGCUCUGAACCUGUUUUUGUUUAGUAAUAUAUCAGUAUGAAUGAGUUUGUUCUUGUCAGUUGAAUUGAACUAUACAUGAAAUCAGUCAUACUAAAUUUUUAAAUGUUUUUUUAAAUCUUUAUAUUUGUGUCUGCUAAGUAUUUUAGAUUUCUUUGUUUUUAAUGCAAAGUUACUUUUUGUGCUGUUAAUGAUAACUUUGUCUAAAGGCCUCACCAAUUUCUAUGUUAGUUGAUGUUGAGCAUGGAAACCAGUUGCUGGUAUCCUGGUAAUUAUUGCUGUUUGAUUGUUAUAACAACAUUAAAAACCACACUUUGUUGGUUUUAUUUGUUAACAAACUUUAUAAGCUUAGUUCUCCCUACUGAAAAAAUUCAAGGGAUUGUUUCUUUGUUUCCAAAAGAUUUUCCAAUAAAGGUAAUGACAAAAUGAUUUUGGUGUGGCCAUCAGCCUACAGAUAAAGUUCUUAGUGUUUCUCUGUGAUCUUACUUCCGAUAUGUGCCAAAUUUGAUGUUGUUUUCUUGAACAAAAAUGCUACACCCAAAAUAACAUUUUCCAGCAACAUCCUUUGGAAUAGAUAGCCCAAUAGAAAUCUACCAUGAGUACUGUUAUUGGAAAUGUUUGGGGUCUAGUUUCAUAAUAUAUACCAGUGAUCAGUUCUUAGUAAUUGUUCAUUAAAAAUGAUUGUCUCUUCCACAUGUAGUGUGGGAGAUAUAUUGGUUUAAUGCUGCCCGUCUGUCUGUCAGUCUGUAUGUCACAUAGAGUGUCCACACAACUCCUCCAACCCUUCCAGGUGGAUUUACACCAGACUUCACAAACAUUAUCAUUGCCAGCCCUUGUUGUUCAUCUUGUUGGCAUGUUCUGGUUUAGUUAUUUUCAGCAGAGUUAUAGCCCUUGAUUCUGCAAGAACUGCUAUCCCACUGAAAUAUAUGCCACCUGAAUCGUUCUAUGUAUUUCCUUAAAAGGGGUGUACAAAUAGAUUUAAUGAAAAAUCUCUCAAGUUUGAUUGAUUAUGGUAGCAUUGACAAUCUCUUAAUUGUAAUUUUUCUUAGUUACAUCAUUCAUGUACCUUACAUGUUUCAUGUAUCUUGUAGCUGCAUCUUUCAUGUUACAUCUUCCUUGUACCUUAUAUCUUGCAUGUACUUUACUUCUUUCAGGUAACCUCAUGAAACGUUAUGUUUGUGCCAGUAUUUAAAAAAAUUAUGAAGCUUACACUUUAGGAAAAAGGGUCUGUGUUCCCGACACUAAAGGCUCUAUACCUUUGGAUCAUUAUGCUAUAAGUAUAGUAUUACUCAUUAUUGAUAUCCCAUACUAUAGACUUUUUAAAUGUAUGUGUUUUAAUAUAUAUUGUCCUUGCAAUAAUAUGCUUUCUUUGCAUCUGUUAAGAAAGCUUGAGUGAAAAAGUAUCUGUUUAACAGGUAUUGGACUGUUUGUCAUAAACUGGAAUAAAGAAUGAAAUAAAAAAUACAAAACUUAUAAUAA